This is a messenger RNA of Aspergillus piperis CBS 112811, 2483 nucleotides long. RefSeq names its product vezatin family protein. NCBI's taxonomy places the organism in Eukaryota, Fungi, Ascomycota, Eurotiomycetes, Eurotiales, Aspergillaceae. Gene Ontology annotation, molecular function: myosin binding. The record is from RefSeq and is a predicted model, not a curated record. The coding region runs from base 160 to 2007 and encodes 615 amino acids. Gene Ontology annotation, biological process: cell-cell adhesion. The transcript has 5 exons. Gene Ontology annotation, cellular component: plasma membrane.
AUAAUUCGCAACUGAACGCGCUUGAAUCUUACACCUGUCUCAACUCCAUUGCUCGAACCUUUCCCGCCUUGAUCCUUGUUUCCCCUUCCUAGCCUUACAGCAUCCGUGUUUCUCCCCGACUCCUCUCUCAUCGGCACCAUUACGGAAUGUUCACUGGUCAUGGAAUCGCUCGUCUAUGAGAACUCGCCUUUGGCGGACUACCUCCAGGGGGAAGGCGAACACGACCCAAACUGGCCUGUCAAGGAGACAGACCAUAGCGAUGAUUUCUCCGAUUCCACGGCUGCGGAUUUUGCCCCACGAGGAGUUUCGAAAUUCCAGGAGCGUAUUCGGAAUAAACUACCCAAGCCCCUUGAACGGAAAGUCUCGCGACAGCGGGCAGCUCUGGGUCGACUCUAUGAUGUCUGCACGUCUGCUCUGAACUCCCGCGUUGGACGAAGCGACAACGAAAGAUUCCUGGAACAGUUCGGCUAUGUCAUCGUUGCGUCUCAGCUGCUGAACGAACACUCUGCGCCCUCUUACACAUCAGCUGCAGAUGUGAUGUCUACGGCUCUUCCAGCAGACCUUCCAUCUAUCUCCACCACGUUUGGCAUACAAGGUGCUGUUGUCACGGCCUCGACUUCUUUCUCCGUAGCUUGGUUGUUACAUUGGAGCCGGUCUCGAACCUCGUCUGGUCUUAACCCUCGGAAAGUCGGAGUUUUGUUGGUUCUCGUGCCUGUAAUUGGGGUUCUGUUUUAUGCAUUCGCCAAGCGACAGUGGCUUAAAUAUUUGCGUCAUCAAGCUGUUGACGCAGCUGUGACUUUUAUCAGCAACGCUCAAGGGUUUGACUCUGCCGCUUCCGCAUCGGUUGUAUUCAUACAGGAGGUUGAGUUGGUCUCAAGAGGCUACCGCAUAAGCACACCGUUGCCCCCAGUAAGCCGACUCGAAGAUCAGACGCAAACGCGACGAUGUCUGAGACUGCGCCGAACUGUGUCGGAGUCGUUCUAUCUCAUGCUAGGCCAGUACAUCCGGGCCCAACAUACCCUACGCCCACUUACCGAUGCCACCAACCUCGCCAAGUAUUACGAUAUCUACGAUAUAUCAGAGGAGGAGCUUAUGGAGGCCCAGGCAGCGUUCGAUGAGCGAGCCACCGAAGAUCAGUACUCUCUACGCGCCCUUCGCACCCUUUUCGGAAGGCUUUACAUCGUGAGAAAGAGCAUCCUCUGUUGCCUUCUCGCGCUCGGCGCGGAUGGCGGCGGGUCCGAUAUUGCUAGAUGGACCACGGCAGUUGAGCAGAUGCGGGACCUGGCCCAUGUGACCGGCGAGAACAUCCACAAGAUGACCAACAUCCUCAACGAGGACGAUCGUGAUGUCAUCCCGCCUUCUCCGCUACCAACAGCUUCGCCCAACAAGGACAAUCUCCGUGCACAAUACCGAAAUAUCAAUUCGCUCUCCCAGGGAAUCCGUGCGCUUCACGCAAAGAUGCACAUCUUCAAGGAGGCAUCUAGCUCUAAUCUCGAGCGACCGGAUGCUGGUGAAUUCGAGGCGAGCCUCAUGCCUCAGUAUGAAUCGAUUGGAGCGGACAUCAGAAGCCUUCUCCAGGAGUGGGAGUCGGGCAAAUCCGCAUUGAUGAGUAGUUUGGAAAAACCCGCAAAUCCGGAAUUUUCGCGACCCUCGAGCUUUUUGAAAACACCCCUGUCACCCACACCCAGCCUUGGGGGCUCUACUGCAGUCGAGGGCAGCCCUGCAGACGCCCUUCGAGCGUUGACUGGCGAGAACACAGAUCCCAGCAUCGUUCAUACACUAGAUGAUGAGGAGGAAAUUUUUGAAGCUGUAGCUCUUCCGGCUCGGAACAAGAGGAUGUCAUUAACCCGAGAAGAACGAAUCGCGCGAGUCAAGGAAGAUAGAGCACGACAAGCAGCCGCUCGGGAGCGCACUGAUGCCAAUACAAACAUGCUCAAGGAGCUAGAAAUGGUAAUCAAGCAACGACCUCGUACCACAAUAGCUGCGAAACGUGUCACAAGCAUCUGAUUCCGCCAUCAUUCGACGGCAUUCCUCCAACCCUAUCCCUCUCUACCGCCACCUCGAUACCCGAAUUUUUUUUCCCUUCCUCCUCCCCGCAUAUUAUCACCUAAGCUUUACUCUACCUCGAGCUGGAAGCCGACUCUUCCUAGCAACCCUUGCAGAUUGAUACCCAGAAAUGUAUAGAGCGGUCCGGUGUCAGCGGCGUUAAGGCAGUUUUGCAUUCUAUCUCAGCCCGGUUACUUAUUAUUACCUCUUUCCCCUGGCGGACACCCUUGGACCUUACAAUCGUUGAUACUGUAUAUCAUGUACUUUUCUCUUGACUCGUCCGUUCGUCUUCCUGUAUACUCACUAUGCUUGCCGAAGCAAUGCUGGCGGCUUUCGCUUGAUCUCGUUUGUUCUGUAUCAUCAGCCUUGUGUACAUAUCCUACAUUCUAGCGUAAUUAUUGGUAUUGAGACAGUAUUCAAUUAUGUCUGAAGAAUGA